This is a messenger RNA of Malania oleifera, 2310 nucleotides long. Its product is annotated as amine oxidase [copper-containing] alpha 2, peroxisomal-like. The record is from RefSeq and is a predicted model, not a curated record. Gene Ontology annotation, molecular function: primary methylamine oxidase activity; quinone binding; copper ion binding. The transcript is spliced from 5 exons. NCBI's taxonomy places the organism in Eukaryota, Viridiplantae, Streptophyta, Magnoliopsida, Santalales, Ximeniaceae. Bases 76 to 2145 code for a protein of 689 amino acids. Gene Ontology annotation, biological process: amine metabolic process.
GUGAGUGUGUGUGUGUUGUGUGCGCGCACACUUUAAUUGGUUUCCCAGAGAAAGCAAGCUAGCUAGCCAACAGCCAUGGCAUGGAAGCUGCGCGAUAUCUCACUCCUCCUACUAGUCUCCGUUUUCUUCCUCCCAUCACCAAUCUCAUCCCAAAAGCACCAUCCCCGCCGCCGCCGCCACCCCUUAGACUCACUAAGCGAAUCGGAGCUCUCCCACGUUCAAAGCCUUAUAAAAUCGAAGUACCCCACCUCCUCCCACAACCUAACCUUUCAUUAUGUAGGAGUGGAUGAGCCAGACAAGGCCACAAUCCUCUCCUCAUGGCUCUCAAAGCCCGGUGCCACCGAUCUACCCCCACCGCGCCGAGCCCUUGUCCACGUGCGAGUCAACUGCCGCUCCCGCGAACUCGUAGUAGAGCUGCAGCCCACUCGUAGCAUCGUGUCUGACAAAGUCCAUGACGGGGACGGGUACCCGAUCCUCACCCUGGAGGAGCAGGAGGCGGCAGGGCAGGAAACGGUGAACUACCCGCCAUUCAUGGCGUCGAUUAGGAAGAGGGGUUUGGAUAUUUCCCAAGUAGUGUGCUCAACUUCAAGCGUGGGGUGGUUUGGAGAGAAGAAGAGUAGGAGGGUGAUCAGAAUGGUGUGCUUUUAUAGGAAUGGUACGGUGAAUGUAUACAUGAGGCCAAUAGAGGGAAUAACGGUGGUGUUUGAUUUGGACGAGAUGAAAAUAACAAAGUACAAGGACUCGGAGACGGUGCCAUUGCCCAAGGCGGAAGGGACGGAGUACCAAGCGGCGAAGCAAGCGCCGCCGUUUGGGCCGCACCCUGGUGGCGUGACGGUGGUGCAAUCGGAUGGGCCAGGGUUCAGGGUUGACGACGGCACUAUCAGAUGGGCCAAUUGGGAGUUUCAUCUGAGCUUUGAUGUUCGAGCUGGCCCAAUCAUAUCGCUAGCAUCUAUUUACGAUGUGGAAAAGCAGAAGUAUCGACAGGUGAUGUACAAAGGACACGUGUCAGAGUUGUUCGUGCCGUACAUGGACACGACCGAAGAAUGGUACUUUCGGUCAUAUUUCGAUGUGGGAGAAUUCGGGCUUGGGUUAUGCGCCGUUGAGAUGGAGCCUUUGGCCGAUUGCCCUGCCAAUGCGGUGUUCAUGGACCACUACUAUGCAGCCCAGGAUGGGAAGCCCACUAAAAUAUCCAAUGUUUUCUGCAUCUUCGAGCGCCAAGCCGGCAACAUUCUAUGGCGUCACAUUGAGACGCUUAUCCCUAGACAAACUAUAAGGGAGGUUAGGGCUGAGAUUAGCCUAGUGGUAAGGAUGAUUGCAACGGUUGGCAACUAUGAUUACGUGAUUGAUUGGGAAUUUAAACCUUGCGGAACCAUCAAAUUCGAGGUAGGACUAACUGGACUACUAGAAGUGAAGGCAUCCUCCUAUCAGCACGUAAAUGAUAUUGAGACGGCACAGAGAUAUCCCCAGGGCACCCUCUUAGCAGAAAAUUCCAUAGCCAUUUUUCACGACCACUUCCUCACCUACCGCCUCGACCUCGACGUCGACGGCCAGCCCAACUCCUUCGUCAAAUCCAAGCUCCAGAGGCGCCGGGUCGACCCACCCACCGCCUCUCCCAGAAAGAGCUUCUGGAGCGUCGUCAGCGAGACCGCUAAGACGGAGUCGGAUGCCAGGGUUCUAAUCGGGUCGGAUCCGGUUGAACUCCUGAUAUUGAAUCCCAAUAAGAGGACCCGGGUGGGAAACCCGGUGGGGUACCGGCUGAUGCCGGGUGCGACGGUGGCGUCUCCACUCUUGUGGGAGGACGAUUACCCUCAAAUCCGUGGGGCAUUCACCAACAAUCACGUGUGGGUCACCCCAUACAAUAAGUCGGAAAAAUGGGCGGGAGGGGUGUUUGUGGAUCAGAGCCGGGGCGACGAUACCCUUGCCGUCUGGAGCUCCAGAAAUCGAGAGAUAGAGAAUAGGGAUAUCGUGUUGUGGGUGACGGUGGGACUUCAUCACAUCCCUUACCAAGAAGAUUUUCCGAUCAUGCCAACAAUAAGAGGCGGAUUCGAGCUCCGGCCGACGAAUUUCUUUGAGAGAAAUCCGGUGCUCAAAGCCAAGAAGCCGGCUGUGCAUUGGCCCAAUUGCACCUUCAACCUCAAACCUUAGUUACCUAAGUUUUAGAGAAUUAAAGUUCCAAGUGUAUACUUUCUGAGUGCUAGUGCAACUACUGGGAGUAGGGAUUUUAAUUUUGUAAUGCAAGUUCAACAAAUGCAUAUGCAUAAUGUGUCUACAGUUGGAAUAAGAUGGCGGCAAGUUGUAUUUUUAGGAAAA